ACUGAAGAGCCGCUGAAACCCGCGGGGCGGCCGAGGCCCGCCGACACUACCCGAGACCAUCCGAGAAGCCGAGGCCCGACGACGCCAGUCCGAGACCCUCCGAAAGGCCGAGGUCUGCCGAUACGGACCCGAGACCCUCCGAGAGGCGGAACGCGGCGGAGCCCGGGCCGCCCGCGUGUCGGGCGGACGCUGCGAAAAGAUGAAUUUGCAACUGGUUUUCUGGAUUGGAUUGAUCAGCUUGAUUUGUUCUGUAUUUGGCCAAACAGAUAAAAAUAGAUGUUUAAAAGCAAAUGCCAAAUCUUGUGGAGAAUGUAUACAAGCAGGGCCAAAUUGUGGGUGGUGUACAAAUACGACAUUUUUACAAGAAGGAAUGCCUACAUCUGCACGAUGUGAUGAUCUAGAAGCUUUGAAAAAGAAGGGUUGCCAGCCAAGUGACAUAGAGAAUCCCAGAGGCUCUCAAACUAUAAAGAAAAAUAAAAAUGUCACCAAUCGCAGCAAAGGGAUGGCAGAGAAGCUCCGGCCAGAAGACAUUACUCAGAUCCAACCACAACAGCUGCUUCUAAAGUUGCGGUCAGGAGAGCCACAGAAGUUUACAUUAAAAUUCAAGAGGGCUGAAGACUACCCUAUUGAUCUCUACUACCUUAUGGAUCUCUCCUACUCCAUGAAAGAUGAUCUGGAGAAUGUGAAGAGUCUUGGGACGGAUUUGAUGAAUGAAAUGCGGAGGAUUACUUCAGACUUCCGCAUUGGCUUUGGCUCAUUUGUGGAGAAAACUGUGAUGCCGUAUAUUAGUACAACUCCAGCAAAGCUAAGAAAUCCUUGUACGAGUGAACAAAACUGCACCAGCCCAUUUAGCUACAAAAAUGUGCUUAGUCUUACUGACAGAGGAGAGUAUUUCAAUGAACUUGUUGGUCAGCAGCGCAUAUCUGGAAACUUGGACUCUCCAGAAGGUGGUUUUGAUGCAAUCAUGCAGGUUGCAGUUUGUGGAUCCCUGAUUGGCUGGAGGAAUGUAACACGACUGCUGGUGUUUUCCACGGAUGCUGGGUUUCACUUUGCUGGAGAUGGGAAACUUGGUGGUAUCGUUUUACCCAAUGAUGGACAAUGUCACCUGGAAAAUAAUGUAUAUACAAUGAGCCAUUACUAUGAUUAUCCUUCAAUUGCUCACCUUGUUCAGAAACUAAGUGAAAAUAAUAUUCAGACGAUUUUUGCAGUUACUGAAGAGUUCCAGCCUGUUUACAAGGAAUUGAAGAAUUUGAUUCCUAAGUCAGCAGUGGGCACCCUGUCUGGAAACUCUAGCAAUGUGAUCCAGCUGAUCAUCGAUGCCUAUAAU
Messenger RNA from Arvicanthis niloticus (Nile rat), 1327 nucleotides. RefSeq names its product integrin beta-1-like. The record is from RefSeq and is a predicted model, not a curated record. Gene Ontology annotation, molecular function: protein kinase binding; laminin binding; collagen binding involved in cell-matrix adhesion. NCBI's taxonomy places the organism in Eukaryota, Metazoa, Chordata, Mammalia, Rodentia, Muridae. Gene Ontology annotation, cellular component: synapse; cell surface; focal adhesion. Gene Ontology annotation, biological process: cell adhesion mediated by integrin; integrin-mediated signaling pathway; cell migration.